CCGCCAAGGUCACCGUCCCGGCGUGUCCCUCGGUCGCCUCUGCCGGGGCGCGGACAUCUGAGAGUUGAAAGAGGCUUUUCUUCCCCGGGGGGAAGGGGCAGGGUGGGUCUGUGAAGACAGGGAAGAUGCCAGAUGCGGAGAAAACGAGGCAGUGUAAGCAAGAAGAGCAACAGCAGCAGAAAGAAGAUGAGCGGGAGGGUCUCAUCGAAUUCUACAGUUCCUACCAGGAGUUAUUCCAGUUCUUUUGCAGCAACACGACCAUCCAUGGGGCUAUCCGCCUGGUGUGCUCCAAAAAGAAUAAGAUGAAGACAGCCUUCUGGUCUGUCCUCUUCUUUCUCACCUUUGGCUUAAUGUACUGGCAGUUUGGGAUCCUCUACAGGGAGUACUUCAGCUACCCUGUCAACCUCAACCUCAACCUUAACUCCGACAGGCUGACUUUCCCAGCCGUGACGCUGUGCACCCUCAAUCCGUACAGAUACAGUGCCAUCCGAAAGAAGCUGGACAAGCUGGACCAAAUCACCCAUCAGACACUACUAGACCUCUAUGACUACAACAUGUCUCUGGCACGAAGUGACGGGUCCGCACCAUCCACGCAAACACGUAGCUCAAGGAGCCUGCUCCAUCAUGUCCAGCGCCAUCCGCUGAGAAGACAGAAGCGCGAUAACUUGCCAGAGAACAGUCCCUCAGUGGACAAGAAUGACUGGAAAAUUGGCUUUGUUCUGUGCAGUGAAAACAACAAGGACUGUUUCCAUCAGGCGUACUCCUCAGGUGUGGAUGCCGUGCGGGAAUGGUACAGCUUUCACUACAUCAAUAUCCUGGCACAGAUGCCUGAUGCGAAAGACCUGGAUGAGUCUGACUUUGAGAACUUCAUCUAUGCUUGCCGCUUCAAUGAAGCAACGUGUGACAAGGCGAAUUAUACCCACUUCCACCAUCCCUUGUAUGGGAACUGCUAUACCUUUAACGACAACAGCAGCAGCCUGUGGACGUCCUCGCUGCCCGGGAUCAAUAAUGGUCUCUCUCUGGUGGUGCGCACUGAACAGAAUGAUUUCAUCCCUCUGCUGUCCACGGUGACAGGAGCCCGGGUCAUGGUCCACGAUCAGAAUGAGCCAGCCUUCAUGGAUGAUGGGGGUUUCAACGUGCGUCCUGGUAUCGAGACCUCCAUCAGCAUGAGAAAGGAGAUGACUGUGCGUCUUGGGGGCAGCUACAGUGAUUGCACAGAGGAUGGCAGUGACGUGCCAGUGCAAAAUCUGUACUCAUCCCGCUACACCGAACAGGUCUGCAUUCGUUCCUGUUUUCAGCUCAACAUGGUAGAGCGCUGUGGCUGUGCAUAUUACUUCUAUCCCUUACCCACUGGAGCAGAGUACUGCGACUACACAAAGCACGUAGCCUGGGGCUACUGCUACUACAAACUCCUCGCUGAAUUCAAAGCUGAUGUGCUGGGCUGUUUUCACAAAUGUCGAAAGCCUUGCAAAAUGACAGAAUACCAGCUGUCAGCUGGAUACUCCCGUUGGCCUUCUGCUGUCUCAGAGGACUGGGUUUUUUACAUGCUUUCACAGCAGAACAAAUACAAUAUCACAUCCAAGAGGAAUGGAGUUGCCAAAGUGAAUAUCUUUUAUGAGGAAUGGAACUACAAGACCAAUGGGGAGUCUCCAGCCUUCACGGUAGUAACUCUGCUGUCCCAGCUUGGAAACCAGUGGAGUCUCUGGUUUGGAUCCUCUGUCCUGUCUGUGAUGGAGCUUGCAGAGCUGAUUCUGGAUUUCAUUGCCAUCACCUUUAUCUUGGCCUUACGCUGGUUCCGUUCUCGGCAGCAGCUCUCCCCACCAGGACCUGCUCCAAACAGUCACGAUAACACCGCUUUCCAAGACGAGGCGCCAGGUCUCAGCGCUCCACACCGCUUCACCGUGGAGGCUGUUGUGACCAUGCUGCCAUCCUACAACAGCCUGGAACCACGCAGGCCCAGCAGGGAUGGCGAGGUGGGACAUGAGUGAGGCAGUGGCUUAUUUCACAGCUCGGAUGGGUGGCAAUUAGAUCAGAGACUGCACACUUUCUCUGUGGCAUUUUGUUCUUUCUGGGGUCCUGUACCUGGACUAUAGCAGAAGGCUGCACUGUGGUUGGCCUGGGUUCAUUGCUUUUACUACUGUAGGUGAAUCCUUCAGUCUCACAAAAUACUAUUGCUCUGGGGAUCUCCAGGGUUGAGUUGAUCUAGUGUGUAUAUCGGGGAGAUGUCCACUUGGUUUCCUUACACUCCUUGCAUGUGCACACCUACACAUGCUUGCAUGCUUUUCCCUGCAACAAGGAUGCUGCCGCAGUUCUGGUCUGUUGUUAAUUAAAGAAGUUUGGCAGGUG
Athene cunicularia (burrowing owl) is the source of this 2346-nucleotide messenger RNA. RefSeq names its product sodium channel epithelial 1 alpha subunit (gene SCNN1A). Lineage: Eukaryota; Metazoa; Chordata; Aves; Strigiformes; Strigidae. The coding region runs from base 126 to 1988 and encodes 620 amino acids. Gene Ontology annotation, molecular function: ligand-gated sodium channel activity. Gene Ontology annotation, biological process: sodium ion transmembrane transport. Gene Ontology annotation, cellular component: membrane. The record is from RefSeq and is a predicted model, not a curated record. The transcript has 13 exons.